AAUGGUACAUUUGACACCUCACAGAGGGCAGCACUGAGGUGGGGAAAGUGGAAACUGAUUACAGGACAACCAGCCGCUGUUCUGGGUUAUGAAAACGGCGUCCCCCUCUUUAUCCCUAUAAUUGGUCUGGACCCUGCAAUAGAAAAUGUCCCCUUGGAUAAGAAUGUGUGGCUUUAUGACAUGAAGAGAGACCCACUGGAGGAAUGUGAUCUGUCGGACACAAAGCCGGAGAUCGUAAAACGCAUGCUGGAUCGUCUUGAAGAAAUCCGCCAGAUGUCCCCACCUACUAUUUUCCAACGUGACCCAGACCCGGCACUUAACCCGGCCCUCCACGGCGGUGUGUGGGCGCCUAGGGAUUAAGUUACGUGAAUUUAGAAGAAUUUAGAAAACUCAUUUUAUAAUG
Lingula anatina is the source of this 403-nucleotide messenger RNA. Its product is annotated as arylsulfatase I-like. Lineage: Eukaryota; Metazoa; Brachiopoda; Lingulata; Lingulida; Lingulidae. The record is from RefSeq and is a predicted model, not a curated record. Gene Ontology annotation, molecular function: sulfuric ester hydrolase activity.